Molecule: messenger RNA, 1608 nt
Organism: Trypanosoma grayi
Lineage: Eukaryota; Euglenozoa; Kinetoplastea; Trypanosomatida; Trypanosomatidae
Exons: 1
Coding region: 1-1608 (535 amino acids)
Source: RefSeq, a predicted model, not a curated record
AUGUCUGUGGGCGUGCAGCGGGAGGAGUGGGAUGUGACAUUCCUCCUGCCAAAGGAACAACGUGCCGUUUACCCUCGCGUGCCGCUGCACAACAUUGGAGAUGUGGCCGAACUGACGCGUGACGCCGUUGCAACAUCGUUGAAGAUGCGGCGUUAUGCCUCUUCUCCAAACACUGAUGGACACUGUUUGGUUCCCGGCUUUCUUGUCUACCACUUUUCACCAAGGGAGUUGCAGCACUUGGGACCUGUACUGCUACAGCCAGACGGCAUGAGUUGGGCCUCACUCUGCCAGCGGCAAGGGGGUGUUGCGAGCAUGUUGCUGCAGAUUGUGCCGCUCAACGACCACACAAAUGCGCCUGGGAAAGGAGCCACCCCGGUGAAUGAGGAUCCCGUGCGCUCUGGCGGCGGUGGUGCAGGUGACUUGCCACUCCGCCCCCCAGCAGUGGGCGCUGUGGAAUUGCAGCAGUCAACUUCGUCCAUCGCCGGUGAGCCGGUGAGCCCAUUGCAAGACGACGAUGCGAUCGGGGCACCCGCUGAUAAGAAUUCCGAGAAAGUUAAAAGGGUGGCAACGCGGUUCUUACCAGAGGAACAUGAACGUCUCUAUUCUUCGGAGUCAAAGUUUCGCCUUCCCGAUCCUUCACUGGUCUUAGCGAGAUUGAGAGAGCAGAACAGCCUGCAGUCUCGGUCACGUGACAGAUUUCCGCAGAAAUUACCCCACGGCGGCGUAUCUGGGAGUACCCCCACCACAUCGGUGCGUGUAUUUGCACUCACCUAUGUGCUGGCACGGGUACAAUCUAUUUUGAGCAAAAGUGAAGCUAGAGAGAGGGACACCGGAAGGCCCCAGCCUGCGAUCACGCGAGAAGGGAUCCUGUACUUUGCUGCCGCUCUCGUGAAAUACUGGCAGACGAAGCUACUGCUGAGCCCCGUGGCAAUGGAGAAGGCGUGGGAAAGUCUCCCUCCGCUCAUACGGAAUGCACAGUGCGACUACCUCAGGAAUUCGGUGUACAGUUUCUGGAAGCAGCUCUGUGAGGCUCAGCAGUUAGAUGAAAGAAGCCCGAAAGGAACACAGACUUCUCGGCAGAAGUCACUCCAAGAUUUCGGACGAGCGCCGCCGCCGCAAGCAUCACCGUCUUUUUGCACGAACAGCUCCGGAGAGACGGAAGUGGAAGAGGUGGUGCUCGUGAAAGAAGUUACGUACUGUUCCUCCACCGGACCGCUCCCACUGCCAGUGGGGAGUAUGGCGAAUGGUAAACUUGCUGUCACUCUCUCUGCCCCGCCGCAGGUGAACGUGAAUGAGGAAGUUGUCAUUGUUGGUCAUCUGCUUUCGCGAAAUUCCGUCGGGUUGUUCUGGUGGGGUGUGGAGAGCAUUUCGACUUCGCAGGCAGCAGAAUUGGUGUUUCAAAGUGGGGAAUCUUCGACGCUCCUCUCGCUGGACACGUUGUACCGCCAGGGUCGUCUCACAACGUUUCAGGUCACCCCUAACACGUUUAUUCUCACCAUGAAGUCGUGGUCGUUACGUCCAUCGCGACACUAUCGCUUUGUAGUUGAGGUGUGUGAUGUGCGUAUAGGAGAGGUUGCUGUCAGUGAAGUGCGGCUUUGGACGCUAUAG